Molecule: messenger RNA, 183 nt
Organism: Dacryopinax primogenitus
Lineage: Eukaryota; Fungi; Basidiomycota; Dacrymycetes; Dacrymycetales; Dacrymycetaceae
Exons: 2
Coding region: 1-183 (60 amino acids)
Source: RefSeq, a predicted model, not a curated record
AUGCAGCUGAGUGUCAUCAAGUUCCAGCACUCCCGACAUCUUACAGACAAGGACUUCACAUGGUUCCUGCAUGAGGAGCAAGAAUACUUUAAUUCUCUCCUCCAAGAGCCUGAGGAGGAUGUUCUUGCAUUCAAGUACCUUGAAACCCUUGAGUCACAGUCAUCUGCAAACUCCAAGAUCUAG